Molecule: messenger RNA, 1182 nt
Organism: Sclerotinia sclerotiorum 1980 UF-70
Lineage: Eukaryota; Fungi; Ascomycota; Leotiomycetes; Helotiales; Sclerotiniaceae
Exons: 2
Coding region: 1-1182 (393 amino acids)
Source: RefSeq, a predicted model, not a curated record
AUGGCGGAUUCUCAGCUCAUCGACCCAAGUGACAACCACGAUAUGGAUAUUGACCAUCUCGAGGGCGUCAUUCAAUCUGAUGGCUUGGAUAGCCAGAAUGAUCACUUUGAUGGACUUGAUGGCUUCGAUCAUCAAAGCGACGUUUCCCAUAUUUCAGCUCCUUCCUCCACCGAAGACCAAAGUAUGGAAACUUUGAUGUCACUCAAUGAUAUCGAACUUGAGGACGGAAGAACCGCCCUUACAUUCAAGAAGUUUGGAGAAUUACCCGAGGAACUUCAAAUGAGUGUAUGGAAAUUCGCGGCACUUCAUGUCCGACGCACCAUCAUGAUGAGUUUUGGGCGAGAUAGUUUCACGUUUGUCAACUGUCCCCCCACACCAGCAAUUAUGCACGCAUGCCAUCAAGCUCGCAAAUACGGCUUGGAUAUCUACAAACCCGUCGAUGUGCAUGGAAUCCCUCGAGAUAUUGAAAUCCUCCCAGGCUAUGAGAAUUACAUCACGUGUGUCGCUUUUUAUUUCUACGUUAACCCCGUCAGCGAUGAUUUUGUCUUGAAAUUUGGAGAUGAGACCGUUCGUCCAAACCCCGUUUAUUGUCCCAUAGAGUCGAAAUGGCCUAAUAGACUUGGAUGGGUGGCUGCUGAACAGAGUCUCGAGGAACGGAUUCAGGCAUUGGAGCGCGAACGUAGACAAAUACGUAACAUACCUAAUCGACCUCCAAGACCAGGCGAAUCAGUUUUCCCCACUCCCGACAUCCUCCCGCAAUUCUUCACCAACAUCCGAUCCGUCGGCAUCAAUCUCAAUCUUCCCUUCGCAGAGGACUUUAGCUUUUCCAAUAUGAGUCCCGAAGUUCUCCGAUCCUGGGCUCGAAAUGCUAUCAAAACCACAUUCGACCAUUUGUUCACCCAGAUCUUAGAGCAGUUCCCCAAGCUCGAAUAUGCUUUUGCGGUUGUGAGAGCGAUUGGGCGUAGUAAUCAGGAAUUGAAUGAGAGGUUUGAGCUGGGGAAGGAGAAUUGGGGAACUGUGGGGAUGACGAAUGCGGAGGGUGUUAUUAUGGGGAAGGAAGAGUUUCAGCAGUUGGAGUUUGAGGGGAGGAGAUGGUUUAUGGAGAGGAUUGAUGGGGGUGGGGGGUUGAAUGUGGUGGAUUUUGAUUUGUAUGUUCAGAGGAAUCUUUAUUGGGAGAUUUAG